CGGCACAUUUCGCAAAACCCGUUUGGCACGUUCGACGCGCGGUGUGAAUAUAUUGUUUAUCACUCUCAGUGCUUGUGCAAGUGCAUUUCGAUCUUUUUUUUUCACCCCCCUCUUUGUUUACAUUUUUCAAUCGACGAUGACAACUGACACGAGCGACCUCUGUGUGCAAGUGCUUGAAACUAUUCCCAGCUGCGAUCGGAUUUCGCGCCUGGUAAAAUGUUUUUCAAACGAGUUUUCACGUGCGCCGAGUUUCGUUGUCCGUUGCAGUGGAAGGGUAAACAUCAUCGGUGAACAUGUGGACUACUGUGGUUAUCCAGUUUUUCCGAUGGCUAUCGAACAAACGAUUCUGCUUGCCAUUGCUCCUUCCAAUGACAAUUUAUUGCAUAUCAAGAAUGCCAACAACAACUUCAAGCCAUACAAGUGUAAUGUUCUUACCUUCAGUAUCGAUGUGCCUAGUGUUGGCGGACCAUACUGGUACCAGUACGUACUGUGCGGUGUGAAGGGAAUUCUGGACAGCACAGCCAUAAAGCAUGAUGCACCACGCGGUAUGCUUAUCAUGCUUUCCGGGAACAUUCCUCCUGCUUCCGGGCUUUCCAGUUCGAGCGCAAUCGUUAGUGCCACAGUGCUAGGUACAGCCUAUAUGCAUAAUGCAACGCUCCAUAAACAAACACUUGCGACGAUCUCGGCGGAGUGCGAAAAGUUCAUCGGAACGCAAGGCGGUGGUAUGGACCAAGCCAUUGCAUAUCUCGCCCAGGAAGGGUGCGCUCAGUUGAUCGACUGGAAUCCUCUACGGGCGACUCCAAUUCAACUGCCAUCUGAUGCCGUUUUUGUCAUUGCAAAUAGCUUGUCCGAAGCCAACAAAGCGGCUACUUCUGAUUUCAACCAACGGGUCGUAGAGUGUAGACUGGCCAGCAGGUUGCUAGCAAAGCAAAUGAAGUUAAACUGGCGUGAUCUGAAUCGCUUCGCUGAUCUUCAAAAAGCACUGGGGUAUUCCUUGGAAGAAAUGGAAAGCUUAGUAAAUGGCAACCUGUCUCAGAACUCCUACACCAGGAUGGAAUUAUUGAAGCUGUUGGAGGUCACAGAAGACGACUUUUCAGAGAAUCUUCUUACGCCAAAUACACGUAAUUCACAAUCGUUCAAACUCAGACAACGUGCCCUCCACGUUUUUCAAGAGGCCUUACGCGUUCAGCAGUUCAUUGAAACUGCAAAGAUCACUUCGGAUGAUUCCGUGUCCCGUAUGAAAACUCUCAUGAGGCAGUCGCAUGAAAGCUUAAGAUCGCUCUAUGAAUGCUCUCAUGAAAAUUUGGACCGCAUUGUACAGAUUUCCGACCAACUAGGCAUUGGAACACGUUUGACUGGAGCCGGCUGGGGUGGAUGCGUUGUCGCAUUGUGCGAUGGUCUGGACGAAAGUAAACGCUUUGUGGAGGCGCUAAAAAAUGAGUUUUACGCCAACAUUCCCAAGGCACAAGGCUGCGAUAUUGCAACACUCUGCUUCGCAACCAGUCCACAACGAGGAGCCGAAAUUUAUUUGAUGGAUAAACAAAAUAAUAUUUUGAGUCUUUCUUCAUAAGUGGUGCUAAAAAGCACCAUAGCAAUGUUUUCGUAGCGUGUUGAUAGACAAGUUACCAAAAGCAAAGCAAUAACAACCAGUGGUACAACUACACAAAAUACCCAAUACAUACAUUCUAAUAGCUAUAAAGUUAAACUUUGUGCGGCUCGUUUGUUGCAUCA
Messenger RNA from Anopheles coustani, 1731 nucleotides. It is a transcript of the gene Galk, whose product is annotated as N-acetylgalactosamine kinase. NCBI's taxonomy places the organism in Eukaryota, Metazoa, Arthropoda, Insecta, Diptera, Culicidae. The transcript has 7 exons. The record is from RefSeq and is a predicted model, not a curated record. The coding region runs from base 137 to 1570 and encodes 477 amino acids. Gene Ontology annotation, cellular component: cytosol; cytoplasm. Gene Ontology annotation, molecular function: ATP binding; galactokinase activity. Gene Ontology annotation, biological process: galactose metabolic process; carbohydrate phosphorylation.